AUGUCAUCCACUCUAAUUCAAAAUUGGGCGCCGGACCCAGCGUAUAUGGUCACCACUUUUGCUUCGUUGGGAGUCGCAUUCCACCUCAGUAUCCUGCGGAUCGAGAUCGACACUCGAAUUGGAAGUCUGUUAAUAGCCUUUUCUUUUGCCUGGUUUGGAUUGGUAGUGACACUUUGUCAUGUGUAUGACCUCGACUUGAUAUCAGCCGUCUACAAAGCGUUGCUAGGUGGGUUCUGGUUCAGUGCAGGCCUGGGGACCAGUACUGCCUUAUAUCGAUUGUUUUUCCAUCGGCUGCGACCCUUCCCAGGUCCCUGGGGCGCAAAACUCAGCCGCUUUUAUACCGUGGGAGUGGUAAAGAAAUCGGGGAUUAGGUACCACCUGAAGUUGGAGGAGAUGCAUCGUAAAUAUGGGGACUUCGUGCGCACGGGGCCACGUGAACUCUCUGUGAUCCGGCCAUCUGCUGUGCAUGCAAUCCACGGCCCGCAAUCGCAGUGCCUGAAGUCACCCUGGUACAGCCAGGUCUCUGAUGAUGAGACAAAAAUAAGCUUACUUAGCACACGCAAUCCCGAAUCGCACCGUCUGCGUCGCAGAGCAUGGGAUCGUGGGCUGGGCACCAGAGCUGAUCAUUUCUGGAAUCUUCUCAAAGCCCUUUUAAGUUAUCAGCCCGACAUUCACUCUAAGAUAAAUGUGCUGAUUGAGCAACUUCAUGUGCUUGCAAAUCAGAGCAUCGAUAUCACCCAGUGGACGAUGUACUACAGCUUCGAUGUGAUGGGAAUCAUCGCUUUCAGUAAGGACUUCAAGCAGCUAGAAGACGCGGCCGAGCACUCGGCAAUCGCCGCCAUGCAUGCGAAUAUGGAGAUGAUUGGACUUCUCGGUGCAGUGCCGUGGCUUAUACAUCUACUUAUUUGCAUCCCUGGCCUUAGUGGGCCUAUCGAAUAUUUUGGAGCCUACUGUGAGGACCAAAUCCAGCAGAGAAAAGCUAAAUGGCAGUCUGGCAAUGAGGAAACGCCGACGGAUCUUGUCUCCUGGCUUUUGAAAGCAAAGGAAGCAAACGAUCGUUCUGCUCCGCCGGGAGACCCGGCCCUUGGCGAAGAAGGAAGAUUGGUGAUCAUAGCUGGAAGUGACACUACCGGAACAGCACUGGCGCAUGCCUUGUACUUCCUCGCCUGCGAUCCCACUGCUUACCGGCGGUUACAACAAGAAGUCGACGAGGCUGCGGCGAAAGGAGAGGAGAUAUUCAAUAAUGACACCUCUCCCAGCUUGCCGUAUCUUGAGGCAAUCAUUACUGAGACCCUUCGCCUGAAACCUAACGUACCCAGUGGCCAAUCCCGAGUGACUCCACCUGAAGGUCUUGUCAUAGACGGAACGUGGAUUCCGGGCAAUACCAUUGUGAUUAUUCCCCAGUACGUCAUUCAGCGGGAUGAGCGAUGCUUUGCUAGGGCGACUGAAUUCCUACCAGAGCGAUGGCUGGAUGAAGGAAAAGACCUGAUAGUGGAUAAGCAAGCCUAUUUUCCAUUUCAGAUCGGCCCCUACGGGUGCCCAGGGAAGCAACUGGCUCUGCUGCAAAUGCGAGGAGUACUACGUCGCAUUGCGAGAGACUUCCACAUCGCUCUAGCUCCUGGUGAGGACGGUGUGGCAUUUGAUACGGAAGCGAAGGAUGCCUUUACCAUGGCUGUCAAACCACUCCAGAUGGUCUUCAAGAAGAGGGUAAAGGCGUAG
Messenger RNA from Penicillium riverlandense, 1719 nucleotides. Its product is annotated as cytochrome P450. The transcript has 6 exons. The record is from RefSeq and is a predicted model, not a curated record. Lineage: Eukaryota; Fungi; Ascomycota; Eurotiomycetes; Eurotiales; Aspergillaceae. Bases 1 to 1719 code for a protein of 572 amino acids. Gene Ontology annotation, molecular function: oxidoreductase activity, acting on paired donors, with incorporation or reduction of molecular oxygen; monooxygenase activity; iron ion binding.